Molecule: messenger RNA, 1632 nt
Organism: Penicillium taxi
Lineage: Eukaryota; Fungi; Ascomycota; Eurotiomycetes; Eurotiales; Aspergillaceae
Exons: 3
Coding region: 1-1632 (543 amino acids)
Biological process (GO): carbohydrate transport; transmembrane transport
Cellular component (GO): membrane
Molecular function (GO): carbohydrate:proton symporter activity
Source: RefSeq, a predicted model, not a curated record
AUGCCUACUAAGCGAUUCUUGGGCCUCAAUGGCACCAAGCUUCAGAUUGCUAUCGGUAUCAUUGCCGGCAUGGACUUCUUGCUAUUCGGUUACGACCAAGGUGUGACCGGCGGUCUACUUACAUUGGAAUCCUUCACCAAGUACUUUCCAAGUAUCGACACGACUAACACCGCUGGCUGGACCGCGGCGGAGAAAAGUGCACAAUCUACCCGUCAGGGUAUCACUGUCGCUGCGUACAACUUGGGAUGUUUCGCUGGCUCUAUUCCCACUAUCUGGAUCGGCAACAUACUAGGUCGCCGAAAGGCCAUCUUCAUCGGUUCACUCAUUAUGGUCAUCGGUGCCAUUCUGCAAUGUACUUCGUAUGGCCUGGCCCAACUGGUCGUUGGCCGUUUGAUCACUGGAUUCGGGAACGGUAUCAAUACUUCCACUGUGCCUACCUGGCAGUCUGAGUGCUGUAAAUCUCACCGUAGAGGACAAAUGGUGAUGAUUGAGGGCGCGAUGAUUACUUGUGGUAUCACCAUCAGUUACUGGAUUGAUUUUGGUUUGAUGUUCGCUGAUCCAUCCGAGGUGGCUUGGCGUUUCCCUCUGGCCUUCCAGAUCUUCUUUGCCCUUAUAAUCCUCGGUUUUGUCAUGUUUUUGCCCGAGUCUCCUCGUUGGCUCAUUCUGAAGGGUCGUGAAGAGGAAGCCCGUGAAGUUCUAGCAUGUCUCAUGGGUGAUGAGACAGAUGAACACUAUAUCGAUACUGAAUUCGUCGCUAUCAAGGCUACGGUCCUCGAAAUGGCAAAGGGCUCAUUCCGUGACAUGUUCACAAUGGGCCCAGAUCGCCACUUCCACCGAACCUGCCUGGCGUAUAUAAAUCAGAUGUUCCAGCAGAUCUCAGGUAUUAAUUUGAUUACUUAUUACAUACCUACACUGCUUCAGAAUCAGAUUGGUUUAUCUGCAACGAUGUCCCGGCUCAUCUCCGCUUGCAACGGCACGGAGUACUUCCUCGCUUCUUGGGUCGCCGUAUUCACUGUUGAGAGGUUCGGCCGUCGCUCCCUUAUGAUUUUCGGCGCUGUGGGAAUGAGUUUGUCGAUGGUCAUUCUUGCCAUCACUGAUAAAAUCUCGUCCAGCAAUGAUGGCCCCGUGGGAACCCAAGCCGGAAUUGCCCAAACGGUUUUCCUCUUUGUUUUCAACACGUUCUUUGCUGUUGGAUGGCUUGGUAUGACCUGGCUUUAUCCAGCAGAGAUUGUUCCUCUGAAGAUUCGCGCUCCUGCAAACGCAUUGGCAACGUCUUCCAACUGGAUUUGGAACUUCAUGGUGGUCAUGAUUACUCCCGUCGCCUUCAACAACAUUGGAUACCAAACUUAUAUUAUAUUCGCCGUGAUUAACGCCUUCAUCGUGCCUUUUACCUACUUCUUUUUCCCCGAGACGACCUCGCGCUCAUUGGAGGAGAUGGACCGAAUCUUCCAAAAGAGCAACGGCUGGUUCGAUGUUGUCAAGAUUGCCCGUACAGAGCCACACAUGUACGGCCGUAAGGGUGAACUACUUCGCUCGCUGGAGGACGUUGAGGAUGAAGCUAUUCGCCGCGCCAGUAAGAAGACUGCUCCUGAUCAUGAGCACAGCGAGCACAUUGAGAAAAGCUUUGAUUGA